Messenger RNA from Salvia hispanica, 552 nucleotides. The record is from RefSeq and is a predicted model, not a curated record. NCBI's taxonomy places the organism in Eukaryota, Viridiplantae, Streptophyta, Magnoliopsida, Lamiales, Lamiaceae.
GACGAAAAGGGUUUUAGAUUCAGCGAGAAAGAGAAGCCUCCACCGCCCCCCCAAUUUCAUACAUGGCUUCCAAACGCCCCUCUCUCUCCAGCGACGACGGAAUCCUAUCGCGAAUCUCCGAUCACUCCCUCGUCAGGAAGGGCAAGAGCGCCGCCUCCGACGCCAAGUACGUGGCCACGCGCCUCCUCAAGAGCACCGGCAAGGCCGCCUGGAUCCUCGGCACCACUGUUAUCAUUCUAGGGAUCCCCCUCAUCAUCGAGAUGGAUCGCGAGGCGCAGUUCAACGAGGCCGAGCUACAGCAGGCCUCCCUCCUCGGCGGCGCCCCUCCUGCCUUUAUGCACCAACCACAGUGAUUUCAUUCCUCCUUCAUGGAUCUAGGGUUUCCAAUUGAAUUUAAUGCCUUUUAUGUUUUACUGUAUUUGGAUUCUGUUGAUUGAGUUGCUUUAAUUGCGAUCCAGAUAUUAUUUUCUAUGAAAUUUUUUCUGUUAUCUUUGAUUUGUAAAAAAUAUUGUGUUGCUUUCUGCUUAAACAGAAGAAUAUGUUCUGUUAUCA